Messenger RNA from Varanus komodoensis (Komodo dragon), 13224 nucleotides. It is a transcript of the gene FAT2, whose product is annotated as FAT atypical cadherin 2. NCBI's taxonomy places the organism in Eukaryota, Metazoa, Chordata, Lepidosauria, Squamata, Varanidae. Gene Ontology annotation, cellular component: plasma membrane. Gene Ontology annotation, molecular function: calcium ion binding. The record is from RefSeq and is a predicted model, not a curated record. Gene Ontology annotation, biological process: homophilic cell-cell adhesion.
AUGUAUCCCUACAAAGACUUUGCUGGGAUGAGGCCACGACCAGCAAUGGACAACGAUACACGGAGGCUUGUCGUGAGCUUUACGCUUUGCCUCAUGUCCUUUCUGGCUUGUGAGGGAAGUCCACAGAAAGGCAAUGCUUCCCAGCUGCACUUCACCUAUCCUCUCUAUAACACCACAAUCUAUGAAAAUUCACCUCCCAAAACCUAUGUGGAGAGCUACGUCAAAAUGGGCAUUUAUAUCACAGACCCAGCAUGGGACGUCAAAUACAGAAUUGCUUCUGGAGACACCAGUGGCCUGUUCAAAGCUGAGGAGUAUAUUGUUGGAGAUUUCUGCUUUUUGAGGAUUAGAACUAGAAGUGGUAAUACAGAUCGACUGAACAGGGAGUUCAGAGACAAGUACAUGCUAAUAAUCCAAGCCAUGGAGAAGACCUUUUCCUACGAGGCUUGGACCAAAGUACUGAUCCACAUCCUUGACAGAAAUGACUUGAAGCCUCUGUUCUCGCCCCCUUCUUAUAAAGUGACCGUUCAAGAAGACACGCCCCCUAAAACCGUGAUUGGUGUGGUCAGUGCCACAGAUGCAGACAUUGGCCAGAAUUCAGGGUUCUAUUACGCAUUAAACACACGGUCACCGUUGUUUACAAUUCACCCCACCAGUGGGGUAGUGAUGAAUGCUGUGAGACUGAAUGCCACCCACAGAGGGGAGCACCGCUUGAAAGUCUUGGCUGUGGACAGAAUGAGGAAGAUCUCUGAAGGAAAUGGCUUUGGCAACCUGGCCAGUCUCACAGUCCAAGUGGAACCCUCUCUCAGGAAGCCCCCUGUGAUUUCUUCGGUGGCAGUGAGGUCGUUAGCGUCUUCUGAGGAUCUCCUCUAUGCUACCCUGCGUGUGGAAGAAGACGGCUCAGGAGCUGGGGUCGAGUCAGUUGACAUUGUGGGUGGAGACCCAAGAAAGCAUUUCAAAUUGAUCAGAUCAUAUGUAGGAAGUAAUGAGUUCCUGAUAGUGUCAGCCAAAGAGAUCAAUUGGAACGAUAGCCCUCAUGGUUUCAAUCUCAGCCUGCAGGCUAAGGACAAGAACAAACCACCACUUCUUUCUCCAGUUGUAGUUGUUCAAAUACUGCCUUCAAAAUACAUUUCUGCCAGAUUUGAAAAAGAUACAUAUCAAGUGCAGCUCAGUGAAUUUGCACCUCCCGGAAGUCACGUUGCUUUGGUUCAAAUGAUUCCGGCUCUCACAAAUCUAAAAUACAUUCUGAAACCUAGUUCCGACAGCACACGCUUUAAAAUCAAUGCACAAACUGGUCUGAUAACUACAGACAAGUGGAUGGAUUUCCAGGAACAGUCCCACUUUGAACUGGAAGUUGUGAGCAGUUACAGCCAGCUCUCUGUCAGAGUCAUUGUUGACAUCGUGGACUGCAACAACCAUGCUCCAAGGUUUACCCAGCCUCUGUACCAGGGCAGCGUCGAUGAAAAUCUGCCUCCUGGCACCAGUAUCCUCUCCAUAAGGGCUACAGACAGUGACUCCGGGGAGAACGGGCUCAUCACCUAUACCAUAGCCAACCAGAGAGCCGCUCCGUUUGUCAUCGAUCCGUUUUCAGGCGUCAUCUCCACCUCCAAGCUAAUGGAUUAUGAGUUAAUGCAGAGGCGGUACCACCUGCGUGUGUGGGCAUCAGAUUCGGGGUCUCCUUUUCGCCAUCAGACGGACGUUGAUGUGUCCCUCACACUGAGCAACCUAAAUGAUAACAUUCCCAUGUUUGAGAAGAUUAACUGCAAUGGGACUGUGCCAUGGGACUUGCCCGUGGGGCACUCUGUGGUCACAGUGUCGGCCAUUGAUGUAGAUGAGCUGCAGCAUGUAAAGUAUGAAAUCAUAGCUGGCAAUGAAAGGCAGCUCUUUGAAUUGGAUUCUGUAUCUGGGGUGAUUUCUGUUAGAGCUCCUCUCCGAGAUCUCUACGCUGGACUACCAACCUUCUACACUCUCAAAAUUACUGCUACGGAUGGAGACAACUAUGCUUUCCCAACAUGUGUAAACAUCACUGUCGUCAACCAAGAUACUCCAGUGUCCUUUCAGUGUGAAGAAACUGGGGUGCUGAAUGAGGUGAAGAGGACAAUGAGCCACUCCACUGGCUUCCAGUCUACAGAGCAAAACCCAGAUGAAGAGUCCUCCUUGAAUGUCUAUCUUAUAAACCGCCAUGCACCACAGUUUGAUGACUCCUUCCCACGAUCGGUUGAUGUUGUGGAGACAGUACCAGUCAACUCAAGCAUUGCUCAGCUAACAGCAGUGGACCGUGAUACUGGCUUCAAUGGAAAGAUGGUCUAUGUAAUAUCUUCUGGAAAUGAGGACAGCUGCUUUUAUAUUGACACAGAAACAGGUCUCCUUCUAGUAUCCUCUCCUUUAGACUAUGAAAGAACAACUUUCUAUGUACUGAACGUCACAGUAUAUGACCUUGGCAAUCCUCAGCUGUCAUCCUGGAAGCUACUCGCAGUAAACAUUCUGGAUUCAAAUGAUAAUGCACCUACAUUUUUGCAAAGCACCUACUUGGUUACUAUACCAGAGGAUGUAAAAAUAGGCACAACAGUCACUGCAGUACAAGCAAAUGAUGCUGAUACAGAUGACAAUGGGAGAGUGAAAUACUCCUUUCUAGCAGCCACUGAUAAAUUUGCCAUCAACAGUAUCACUGGAGAAGUAGUAGUGACUGCUUCACUGGACAGAGAAUUAUGGCCUCACCAUGUCCUGAAAAUUGAGGCCAGAGACCAACCACAAACAGGCCACGAGCUCUUUGCAAUUGCUGAUCUGGUUAUUUCCUUGGAAGAUGUAAAUGACAACUCUCCACGUUGCAUCCCAGCCUUGAGCAAGCUGAAGGUUCCUGAGGAUCUGCCCCUUGGGACGACUCUGCUGUUCCUGGAAGCCUUUGAUCCAGAUAUCAGCUCUGGGGGAGAGCUGAAGUACAGUCUCUUCAGUGAUGAUGAGAAUAUGUUUCAUCUGAAUGAGCUCACGGGAGCGUUGGUCUUGGAAAAGGAACUAGACUACGAGCAGAGGGACUUUUACAAUCUGUCUGUGGAGAUCAGUGAUGGUGGGAAGCCCCGUUCUCUCUCUUCCCUCUGCCAUGUUGAGAUUGAGGUUUUGGAUGUCAAUGAAAACUUGCAUCCUCCUCGCUUUGAUUCAUUUGUGUAUGAAGGGUCAGUGAAAGAGAACAGCCAAGAGGGAACAGCUGUGAUGAGAGUGAUAGCUCAAGAUGGCGAUAAAGGGAAGGAUGGUGAAAUCCAGUACUUCAUCCGAGAGGGAACAGAUCUGGGUAUCUUCAGUCUUCAAAAGGACACAGGUAUAAUCUUUAUCACAGGGCCACUUGACAGAGAAUCCAGGUCUCAUUACUGGCUGACAGUGCUGGCUGUUGAUCAAGGAUCAGUCCCUCUGUCUUCCGUAGUUGAAAUUUACAUUGAAGUCACUGACGUAAAUGACAAUCCGCCCCAGAUGUCCCAUCCUGUCUAUUAUUCCUCUGUCAUGGAGAAUUCACCAGCCAAUACCUCCAUCCUUCAGGUUGAGGCCACUGAUCCAGAUUCUGGUUCCCAAGGGAAGCUGACUUUCCAUAUCAUCAAUGGAAACCAUCUAGGAUUGUUUGCCAUUAAUCCUAUCACUGGUCUGAUUUAUACCACUUCCCAAGGGCUAGAUCGGGAAAACAAGGCUGAACAUAUCUUGGAGGUCUCCGUUUCAGACCACGGGGAGCCAACCCUGAAAAGCACUAGCCGAGUUGUAAUCCAGGUCAUGGACGUCAAUGAUAACGCCCCCAACUUCUCCCAAAAAUUCUUCAUGGUCCAGCUCCCAGAGAGAACCGCAUCUGAGACUUCUGUUCCAGUCUACAGGGUGACCGCCGCAGACCGUGAUGCGGGGCUGAACGGCCAAGUCACUUACAGCCUCGAAGAAAAUGACGAGGGGUUCUUCAGCAUCCACCCCGUGACGGGCGUGGUGUUCUCCAAAAAGGCCUUUCCUGCCCAAGAAUAUAGCAUACUCACGAUCAAGGCGACUGAUGGCGGCAGCCCCCCUCUUUCCUCCAGCGUGAGGCUUCACAUCGGCUGGAUCCCUAAGCCCCUCCUGUCCUCAGAGCUGCUCGAGUUUGAUGAGCCGCAUUUCAACUUUGCAGUCAUGGAAACAGACCCCGUGAACCACUUGGUGGGAGUGAUCGGUGUGGAAGCUGGGCUCAGCCAGCUCUGGUUCGACAUCACAGGUGGCGAUGAUGAAAUGGAUUUUGACAUCGAGAAGAGCACUGGCAGCAUUGUGGUUGCACGAGCCCUGGAUGCAAAGAGAAAGUCAAACUACAGCCUCUCCGUGGAAGCCACCGAUGGGUUCAGCACCAUCAAGACGCAGGCCUAUAUCCAUGUGAUUGACAUCAACCAGCAUAGCCCACGGUUCUUGGAGACCCUGUACGAGGUGCAUAUCCCAGAAGACACACCUCCAGGGACCGAAUUCACUUCCGUCAGUGCAACAGAUAAGGACCCUGGGAAAGGACUGAUCUAUACCCUUCAGAGCAGCCUGGAUCCCAGAAGCAUGAAGCUCUUCCAGAUGGACCCAAGCAGGGGCACCCUCAUGACUGUGGCAGGGCUCGACUCCCGAGCUGUACCGCUGCACACCUUGACAGUGAUGGUGCGAGACCAGGAGGUUCCGAUCAAGCGAGAUUUUGCCAGAGUUGUCAUCCACGUGGAGGACUGCAACAGCCAUCCUCCCCAGUUCUCCAGCCUCCACUACAAGGCAGAUGUUCUGGAUGUCGCUCCAGUAGGCACAGAGGUCGUGCAAGUCCGAGCCCUGGAUCAAGAUCGCGGCAUUAAUGCAGAAAUCCUCUACUCUCUUGAGGCUGGGAACAAUGGGGACUUUUUCACCAUAAACAAACUCUCUGGAAUUAUUACAGUUUCUCAGAAGCUAGAUCGAUUGAAGCAAGAGAGAUUCACUCUCACUGUGAAGGCAGAAGAUCAGGGAUUUCCCCCGCUGAAGGAUCUGGCAACUGCGAACAUUUACAUCAAGCGCUCUGAUGGCACACCUCCACAAUUUACGGAGGAGGAAUACGUUGUAGAGAUCAGUGAAUCUGCUGCCAUUGGCUCUCCUGUUGUCCUUGUUUCUGCCACAAGCCUUUCCUCUGUCACCUACAAAAUAAUAGAAGGAGAUGAGAAUGGCUUCUUUUCUAUCAACUAUCAAUCUGGACUUAUUUCUAUACAAAGGAGCCUAGAUUUUGAACAGGCUUCGUCUUACCAGCUAAAAAUCCGUGGUACCAACAUGGCAGGAUCCUUUAUGGAUGCUCUGGUGUUUGUUUAUAUCAUAGAUGAGAAUGACAAUGUCCCUGUCUUUGAGAAGGCUUCCUUUGUUGGCUGGAUCAAUGAGAAUGUCCCAUUGGGUAGUAUGGUUAUGGAUGAAAACAAUGCACCAUUAGUGAUAUGUGCAUCUGAUGACGACCAAGAUUCUAAUGCAUUGUUAGUCUAUGAGAUUUUGCAGCCAGAGGCACAGUUUUUUUUCAAAAUAGAUCCAAGCAUGGGCACUCUUACGACUUGUGCUGAUAUUGACUACGAGCGUAUCCCAGUUUUCCACUUCAGUGUGCACGUCCAUGACAGCGGCAACCCCACUUUGUUUGCAUCCAAGCCCGCGGAAGUCACCAUUUAUGUCAAAGAUACAAACGACUGUCCUCCAGUAUUUGCCAAAGCUAUGUACCAACUUUCAGUAGGGCUUCCUGUUCACCAGGGCAUGGAACUUUGUACAGUGCAUGCCAAAGACGUAGACUCAGAGAUCAUCUACAGCAUAGCAGAAGGGAAUCAUGACCGCAUGUUCGAUAUCCACCCAACAACUGGUGCCAUCUCUGUGCUGAACACGACCAGCUUGGGAAGUGAUCUUGAACUCACUGUUCAAGCAGGAGAUAGUUUAUUUACUACUAGUGUUUUGGUAAGGAUACAUUUUAUUGAACCAAGAGAAAGUACCUUAAAAUUUGUUCAAGAUUUAUAUCCAGCAACCGUGAAGGAGAACUCCAGUGAUAUCCAAAGUCUGGUUGUUCUUAGUGUCACUGGAAAUCAGUUGAACGAGCCCCUUGUUUAUUCGGUCAUGAAUGGCACAGAAAGGUUCAGGAUGAUCCAGUCCUCAGGGGUGCUUCAGACCAAGGGUGUGGAAUUUGACCGUGAAACUCAGGACAUGUAUGAGAUUGCAAUAGAGGUGAAGGAUGGUAGAAAUCCACCAAGGGUGUCUCAAUCAAUAGUAAAAAUACAUGUGGAUGAUGUGAAUGACAAUCCACCCCAUUUUGAAAAUGUGCCUUAUUAUGUAGCGAUACCGGAUGGCUGCGAGCCAGGUGAUGUCAUUUUUCAGGUUUCCGCAACUGACCGGGAUCUGGGAAAUAAUGGAGUCAUUUUUUACUCUUUUGUGGAAGAUUACAAGUAUUUCUGGAUUGACCCCUACAUAGGGGACAUUUCACUCAAGAAACCCCUUGAUUAUCAAGCUUUAAAUAAAUACACCCUCAGAGUCAUUGCCAGAGAUGCUGGUGAGCCAUCUUUACGUGCUGAAGAGGAGGUUGUAGUCAUGGUGCGUAACAAAUCCAACCCCCUGUUCCAGAGCCUCUUGUAUACCGUUAAGGUGCCAGAAAACAUUCCAUUCUACACACCUGUUCUCCAUAUCCAGGCUCGGAGCCCUGAAGGGUUGCGCUUAAUUUACAACAUUGUGGAAAAAGAAGCCCUUAAAAUGUUCAGCAUUGAUUUCAAGACUGGUGUGCUUAUGGUCACUAACCAACUAGAUUAUGAAUCGAACACAAAACAUGCCUUUACCGUCAGAGCAACAGACACUGCAGUGGGUGCCUUUUCAGAAGCAAUGGUAGAAGUAGAGGUUGAGGAUGUCAAUGACAAUUUCCCUGAAUUUUCUCAGGUGGUUUAUACUGCAUCCAUCUAUGAAGGUAUGCCAGCUCAGGCACCUGUUGUACAACUCUUUGCUACUGACAAGGAUUCAGGGCGGAACAAAGUUAUUUCCUAUCAGAUCUUGGAGGACCGUUCAGAUGUGUCAAAGUUCUUUCGUGUUGAUGCCAGCACAGGCGAAAUAACAACAACCCAGACUCUAGAUUAUGAAGCCAACCAUGAGUUUCACAUCAAAGUUAGAGCCACAGACCAUGGGGUGCCUCCUCUCAGCAGUGACACCCUUGUGAUCGUCCAUGUGUUGGACGUCAACGACAACCCACCCAAGUUCAGUCAGUUUCAAUAUCAAGCUAAUGUGAGUGAAAUGGUCACCUGUGGUCACACUGUGAUAAAAGUCCAGGCUUCUGACCCAGACAGUAGGGACACCCCUCGACUGGAAUAUCUGAUCCUUUCAGGAAAUGAGAAAAGGCAUUUCACCAUUGACAGCACUUCCGGGAUCAUUUCCACACUGAAUCGUUGUAAAAAGAACCUGGACUCUUUUUACAGUCUCAAGGUCUGUGCAUCUGAUGGCGUGUUUAAGACAGCUGUGCCAGUCUACAUCAAUGCCACAAAUGUAAAUAAGUACAGCCCAUCAUUUCAGCAGGACGUGUAUGAAGCAGUCCUGGCUGAAAAUGCUAAGGUAGGGACCAAGGUAAUUGAGUUGUUAGCUGUUGACCCCGAUGAUGGACUGUAUGGCACAAUAGAUUACACCAUCAUCAACAAGCUUGGCCGAGAGAAAUUUGCAAUCAAUGACAAGGGGUACAUUAAAACGCUGCAGAAACUGGACAGAGAAAAUUCCACAGAGAGGGUCGUUGCCAUUAAAGUCAUGGCCAAGGAUGGGGGAGGAAAAGUGGCAUUCUGCACUGUCAAAAUCAUACUCACAGAUGAAAAUGACAAUCCACCUCAGUUUAAAGCUUCUGAAUACAUCUUGUCCAUCCAGUCCAAUCUGAGCAGAGGGUCCCCAGUCAUUCAGGUACUAGCUUAUGAUGCUGAUGAAGGUGUGAAUGCUGAUGUCACCUACUCUGUCGAUUCCGUGGAGGAGGUCAUCGCAGAGGAUGUGAUUGAGAUUAACACAGCCACAGGAGUAGUUAAAGUCAAGGAGAGUCUUGAUGGGCUAGAAAACAGAACAGUGAACUUCAGAGUCAAAGCUGAAGAUGCCAGGCCUCCGCACUGGAGUUCUGUUGUUCCAGUGAACCUUCAGGUUGUCCCAAAGGAAGUGUCUUUGCCAAAGUUUUCUGAGCCACUCUACACAUUCUCAGCGGCGGAGGAUCUCCCAGAGGGAUCAGAAAUAGGAUCAGUUAGAGCUGUGGCAGAUGACCCCAUCAUUUACAGUCUAGUAGAAGGAACCACUACUGAAAGUAAUAAAGAAGGGACAUUCUCCUUGAAUAGGCAAACAGGGGCCUUGACUAUCCAGAAGGCAAUGGACCAUGAGAAGAUGAAAUGGUACCAGGUGGAUGUUUUGGCCCAUUGCUCACACCAGGAUAUUGACUUGGUCUCUUUGGUAUCAAUAAACAUCCAUGUGAAAGAUGUCAAUGAUAACACACCUGUCUUUGAGGCCAAUCCCUACAGAGCCUUUGUCAUGGAGAACAUGCCAGCAGGGACUAUUGUCAUUCAGGUCACUGCCAAUGACCAGGAUACUGGAAGUGAUGGGCAAGUGAGCUAUAGCCUAGGAUCAGAGCCAAGCAACAUCAGAGAACUCUUUACCAUUGACAGCGAGAGUGGUUGGAUCAUGACACUUAAGGAGCUUGACUGUGAGCUCCAGGAAACCUACACCUUUUUUGUUGUGGCAACUGACCAUGGCAGAAAACAUCAACUUUCUUCUCAAGCCCUAGUGGAAGUCACAGUCACUGACGAAAAUGACAAUGCACCGCAGUUCACCUCUGAAAUCUACAAAGGGUCAGUUGUCGAGAAUGCUGAGCCUGGGCAGCUAAUUACCACCCUUGGAACACUAGACAGUGAUAUUUCAGAGCAAAACAGACAAGUCACGUGUUACAUCACUGAAGGAGAUGUUCUGGGGCAGUUUGGUGUUGACAAGGUUGAUGGAGAAUGGAGGAUCUUUUCCAAGAAGCCUCUGAACAGGGAAGAUACAGAAAAAUACCUGCUCAGAGUGGUGGUAUCUGAUGGAAAGUUCCAAGCGACAACAGAAGUUGAGAUUUCAGUCCUUGAUGUCAAUGAUAACAACCCUGAAUGCAAGCAGAUGCCAUACAAAGCAAAAGUUUCAGAAGAUGCACCUCAAGGGUUUUCUAUUCUGAAAGUGUCUGCCAUAGAUGUUGAUGUUGGCAGCAAUGGCCAGAUCAUUUAUAGUCUCCAUGGAUCUGGUGCUCAGGAGUUCAAACUGGACCCCUAUUCAGGAGAGCUGACCACUUUUGCCCCACUCGACCGUGAGCAGAAGCCAAAAUACUGGCUUGUUGCCAAGGCAACAGAUGGAGGAGGACGUUUUUGCCAAAUGGACAUAACCAUGGACAUUGAGGAUGCAAAUGACAACGCUCCAAGUUUUUUCCCCAGCCAUUGUACAGUGGCCGUCUUUGAUAACACCACAGUAAAGACGCCGGUUGCAGUUGUCUUUGCACGAGACCCAGAUGAAGGUCGCAAUGCCGAAGUGCUUUAUUCUCUCGCCGAGUCGGCAAAUGGCCAUUUCUCCGUAGAGGAGACAACUGGCGUGAUCCGCCUGGAAAAACCAUUGAAGGAGUCACAGAGACCUUCGCUGGAGCUGACUGUGCGUGCCACAGAUAGGGGGCUGCCACACUCUCUUUCUUCCCUUGCUACUGUGACCGUCUCUGUAGUAGAUCUGAAAGAAUACCUGCCGGUGUUCCUGGACACAGAAUACGUGGUCGUGGUGCAGGAAGACGCCACCGUUGGAACGGAGGUUCUGAAUCUGUCUACUUUGACAAGGGAUAGUGCUAAGGGCACGGAGAUUAAGUAUGACAUUACGAGUGGAAAUGAUCAGGGGAAGUUCACGCUCCAUUCCAACACAGGCAUCCUGUCUGUCAAUGGAAGUCUUGAUUUUGAAGUUAGCCAUGAAUAUUACUUGUCUAUUGAGGGUACCAGAAAGGGCUCUACCUCUCUCAGUGACAUAACCAUGGUCGUGAUCAACAUCACAGACAUAAAUGAUCACAUGCCAACAUUCAGCCAAGAUCUCUACACUGCCGACAUCCAGGAGAAUGCUGCCAUUGGUGAACUGGUACUCAUGGUUUUAGCUGAAGACAAAGAUGGAGUGAUGAACAACCAGAUCACCUAUUCUAUUGUAACAGGGAAUUCACUGGGCCAUUUCGUCAUUGACCCCAAAGAUGGACAGAUCCAGAUCGCCAAGCACUUGGACAGGGAAGAGAUAUCCAGCUACUCUCUUCAAGUCCGAGCCACGGACAAUGGACAGACGGCUCUUUUCAGCGAUGCCACUGUGCUCAUUCGGGUGUCUGAUGUCAAUGACAACCCUCCUAGGUUCUUCCAACUCAAUUACAGUGUGACCGUUCAGGAGAGUUCUCCAGUUGGUACCAGUGUCCUGGAGCUGAUCAUGAGUGACAGAGACUCCUUGGAAAAUGGGCCACCAUUCUCUUUCCACAUCACUGAGGGCAAUGAAGGAAAGGCAUUUCGGAUCAACCAGGAUGGAGUGCUGGUGACAUCAUCCAUCCUGAACAGAAGGGCAAGAGAGCACUACCUUUUGCAAAUCCAGGUCACAGACAGUGGGGUCCCUCCUCUCUCUUCAUCUGCAUUUGUAAAUGUCCAGGUGACACAGAAAAGCAUACACCCUCCUUCAGCCCUCCCACUAGAGAUUUUUGUCACUACUAACGAAAGAGCAUUCCGAGGUGGCGUUCUUGGUAAAAUUCAUGCCACAGACCGAGACCCUCAUGAUACCUUGCAGUACACCUUGGUGUCGCAAGCACCUGAAAAGAGACACUUCUCCGUGGGAGCCACAGAUGGGAAGAUAAUUGUUGGUGAUGGUCUCCCACAUGGCCAUUAUAUUCUGAAUGUAACGGUCAGUGAUGGCACCUUUGCAGCCACCACCAGUGUCCACGUCCAUGUGUGGUCCUUCAGCCAGGAAGCUUUGGAUAAAGCUGUGGUGCUACAUUUCCGUCACCUCACUGCUGAGGAAUUUAUAGGGGACCACUGGCGCAACCUGCAGAGGUUUCUGGGAAACAUCCUGGAAACUAGGCGGCAAAACAUCCACAUGGCUAGUUUGCAACCUUCUGGUGCUUCGGACGGUGUGGACCUCCUGCUCGCCAUCGGAGAACCUCGUCAUGCCUUGUAUAAGCCCAGCUUCAUUGGCAGCAGGAUCUCUCAGGCAGCCGCAGAGAUAGACCAGCGAGUGGGGCUACGAAUAAAGAAGGUGACCCACAUCCCCUGCCAUGAUGCAGACUGUGCCUCCCACCGGGUCUGCAGGGAGACAAUCCAGCUCGAUCCAGGCACGGUGUUCACUUACAGUACUGCCCGCCUCAGUGUGCUCACCCCUCGGCACAACCUGGAGCAAAUAUGUUCUUGCAACGGCACAGCUCUGCGGUUCAGUGGACACAGCUACCUCUGGUACCAUCACCAGGGGAAAAGGGACUGGCAGAUGCAGUUCCGAUUGCAAACUCACCAGCAGCAGGCGGUCCUUCUCACCACCAAUGGAAGCAACAGUGCUGUCCUGCAGCUUGUUAAUGGAAGGCCUCAUCUCGGGUACAGAUGUCGGAGCGGUUUCAGUGGCAACCUUUCAUCCAGCCAAUUUGUGAGUGACAGCACUUGGCACUCCGUCCUCCUGGAAGUGAAAAGCCAUUCCAUCCGUUUGCUUGUUGACGGCUCAGGAAAUGCCUCGCUGCAGCUGCCCGAGGCCUGCACCGUUGCCCAUUCCCGGCGAGACCUGCUCGUUGGAGGGCUCGUGCGGCAUCAUCAGGCUCAGCGGGUCACUGGGGGCUUUCGAGGUUGCCUGGAUGCCAUUGCAAUUGAUGGAAGAGAGCUGCUGGUUCUGCCCAAGGAAAAGCGGUCCAGAGGAGUCGUUGAAGAGGCAGGCAUCCGGCAGUGCUGCCCUCACACCGGCGUCUGCAGCAGCAGCCCCUGCCUCAACGACGGGCUGUGCGCGGAGAUGAAGGAUGGGGGUUAUUCUUGCAUCUGCCCCGUGCAGUAUUCGGGAUCCCACUGUGAAGUGACUGAGAGCGUUUGUGAAGGCAAGCCCUGUCUCCAUGGAGGGACUUGUGCCGUCUCUGAGAAGGGCGGCUACAUCUGCCAUUGCCCAGAGUGGUACUGGGGACAAAGAUGUGAAAAGGCUGCCGAGAAGUGCCUGGAGAACCCAUGCCUGAACGCUGGGCGUUGUGUGAAUGCCGAGGGCUCCACGUACUGCAUCUGCACGGAUGACUUCCAAGGGGCCUUCUGCGCACAGAAAACGGUCACUCCAAAUAUUAGCCCAUCCAACUGGCUCUUGGCACCUUGGGAGAUUGCCAUGAUUUCGGCUGGUGUGUUCGGCGUCAUCACCCUGGUGAUAGCAUUUGUAAUCCACAAAUGCUACUGCCGCAAAGUCAAGGCUCACAAACCAGUAGCCAAGGAAGACCCAGACCUGCUCUCCAAAAGCGAAUUCUCCAAAAGUGUUGGAGUUGGCACUCAAGCCUCCCCCCCCAUUGAACUCAACAUCCUCAGCGACGGGCACCACAAGCAUCUCAAUGCACUGGACACAGGCAAGCCUUCCAUCACACCAGAGUUCACCACCUUCAACACAAGCAAUCUCCAAAAGCAGCGGGGUGCCAUUGUGUGCAGUGUGGCCCCCAACCUGCCAGUUACUGCACCGUCGUCUAACUCUGAUAAUGAGUCUGUCAUCAAGAGCACCUGGGCUGGAGAAAAGAUGGUGUACCCAGGAGAAAUGACCUACUGGCCACCGAGAUACCAGCCACCAGAUAUCCAAGAGUACCACCAGUAUGAAGUUAUCGAAGGCCCCCGCCCUCCUUCGCCGUGCCAUCCAUCUCCUCCGUCUGUGGACUCCAGUUCGACUGGCCUUUACGGUGGCUUUCCUUUCCCGCUCGACCAAAGCAACAAGCGGGCCCCAAUCCCAGCCCGCUACAGCAACCAGAAUCUGGAAGACUUUUUGCCCCCUGGUCCUGCUGAGCUGCCUGCUUCCCAGUGUCAAAACGAAUACACUGCCAUUAGCUACUACCCUUCCCAGCUGGUAGAAAAUGAGGGGCUCCCUUACCAUGCCGACAGUGGGUUCAAGAGGGUGAGCAUGCGACUCAGCGUGGCCCAGCCCUCCUAUGCAGACUGCGAGGUGAGGCCUGCCUCCACUGCCAGGACUCAGGCAGACCCGCCUCCUCACUAUGAGGGCUCCGACAUGGUGGAGAGUGACUAUGGGAGCUGUGAAGAGGUGAUGUUCUAG